AUGUUCAAGCAAAUCCUUGCUCAGGCUGGUCAGACAUGGAAUGAAGGCAUCGAUGGUCUCAUCCAGGACUUCAAUGGUGGGAAUUCGUCAGACCACAAAAAGAUCUCACCGCUUGAGGCUGCUGUCAUCAAGAUGUUUCCAACCCUCCUGCCGGAAACCCAAGAGCUCAUCACCUACCAUUGGGGAAAUUUCCAAGCCAAACAGUCUGGCCUGACACUGACAAUGCUGGGCACUGACUUGCUUCGAAAUGGCUCCAAACCACGUGCUGCAGAUGAUGCCCUUUGGAAGACGAUCUUUGCCCCAAAUGAACACAAACGACACUGGUGGAUUGCAAGGCGAGUCAGGUUCUUCCUGCACAAGUUGUCUGAGGCAAAGCGCCUUCGCAAGAAGGUAAACUUGGUCUCAGGGAUCCAACAACUCCGUGACCCUCGACCUGAUCAUGAGGGAUCGGAAGGGAACACAAGACAGAAACGCAAGCUUGAUUCGGUGGAAGAGGCACCGCAAGGAAACAAGUUGCUGAAGCUCGAGCAUCAUGGCAAGGGCCAUGCUAUCUUCGAUGUGGAUGGCAAUGUUUGGUUUCAGGCCAAGGAUAAUGCAGAUGCUGCAUUGGACCAUGACGGACCACCUAUUGCCUUGGUCUAUGGGAACUUCAAGAUCCAACAGGAAGCUGAAAAGCUCCUUGAGACGCAGAAGGAUGAUGUGAUGAUGAUUGGUUUCGAGGAUGAUGAGGGCAAGGGCGUCUUCCGUAUGCAGCAAGAGCCACAAGGAACUCUCUGUUCCCUCAGGGAUUUUUUGCUCAAGCUGGAGAAGGAUGGUUCAGAUGUCACUACACUUGAUCUGGCAUGUCACAAGAUCGAGCCCCAAGUGAACAAGGAUGAGGCGGGUGAUGUGCAGAGUCGAACCUUCAAAGUGACGAAGACAGGGCCCUGUGUUUUUGUGCCAGCAGAAACACCGCGAAAGAUUGCAAGUGCCAAACCUCCAACCUGGGAGGAUGCUGGCAGCCUGGUUUUGGCAUCAACCUCGAAGACGCGAAGCACUUUUGGACCUGGAUACACCGACAAGACUUGUGUGCUUCAGGUCAUGCCCCGAUGGCUUGUCAGCAACAAUGCACAAUCCUUCUCUUUGACUCCUGAGAAGCCGGGACUCUUUGUCUCUGAGGAUUCAGUUGUUCCAGCUGGGAAGAUCAGCAAGCUUGUGUGA
This is a messenger RNA of Cladocopium goreaui, 1200 nucleotides long. Lineage: Eukaryota; Dinophyceae; Suessiales; Symbiodiniaceae. The record is from the annotation of a GenBank genome assembly.